UGUUGAUAUCUUUACCAUUUUAUUAAAGUAUCUUCAUCGUCUUAACUAUUUUUUUUUUAAUUUGGAAGUUCAUCGUCUUAACUUAAGUAAGGAAUAAUUGAAGUUUCUCGUACAGACAUCCGCUAAAACAACACUCUGUCGGUCGAUGUUCAGUUGUAACUGUAAUCUAAAAAUAACCGCCACCUCCUUCCCAAUAAGAAGACAAAAUGGGAAACUCCCACAGCGGCCGCCACCACCGCAAGAAUCGUCACGGUGCAGCUGCACCAACAUUUAACCAUGGACUGCCGCCACCAAACCAGAACCAGAACCAGAACCAAGACCAAAACCAAAAUCAAAACCAGAACCAGACCACCACGGCCCCAGCAAUUUGUUUACCGUAUGCUCAUGUAGACUCCAGCUUGCGAGCUCUAGCCGGCCAAGCGGAAGGCUUUGGCCGCUUUGCCAUGGGAGGAUUCCACGGCCAGCUCUACCAUGUCAUCACUUUAUCAGAUGAUGGACCAGGAUCACUUCGAGAUGGAUGCCGAAAAAAAGAACCACUUUGGAUUGUCUUUGAAGUGUCAGGAACCAUUCAACUUCAAUCUUACUUGAGUGUAUCAUCUCAUAAGACGAUUGAUGGCCGCGGUCAACGAAUAAAACUCUCUGGAAAAGGUUUGAGGCUAAAGGAAUGUGAGCAUGUUAUUGUUUGCAAUUUGGAGUUUGAAGGUGGUCGGGGCCAUGAUGUCGAUGGGAUUCAGAUAAAGCCUAAAUCAAAGCACAUAUGGAUAGACCGUUGUAGCCUUCGUGAUUAUGACGAUGGGCUGAUAGAUAUCACCCGAGAAAGCACGGAUAUUACUAUUUCUAGGUGCCAUUUUUCUCAGCAUGACAAAACAAUGCUCAUUGGAGCAGAUCCGUCCCAUAUUGGAGACAGAUGCAUUCGAGUAACCAUUCACCAUUGUUUUUUUGAUGGGACUCGUCAACGCCAUCCUCGUGUUAGAUAUGGAAAAGUACAUUUGUAUAAUAAUUACACAAGAAACUGGGGUAUUUAUGCUGUUUGUGCGAGUGUAGAAGCGCAGAUAUACUCUCAGUGCAACAUUUAUGAAGCAGCUGAUAAGAAGAUUGCAUUUAAGUAUCUCACGGAGAAGGCAGCUGACAAGGAGGAAGCAGGGACCGGUUUUAUAAGGUCUGAAGGAGACUUGUUUGUAACAGGAACUCAAGCAGGCUUAAUGUCGGAAACUGUUGCACACUGUACAUUUAAUCCCAGAGACUACUACCCGACAUGGACAGUAGAGGCUCCUAAGGAUGCUCUUAAACAUUAUCUGCAGCAUUCUACUGGAUGCCAACACAUUCCGCGUCCGACCGAUCAGCUAUCAACUGCUUAAGCAUGUUGGAGUUAUAUCUAAAUACUUCAUUCUCCUUUUCUGCUCCUUGAUUGUACAAAGUUUUUUGCCGCAUGUUAAAUUUGUAUAUUUUAGCCUGUUGUAUAUUUGGUCUAAGGGAUUCAAAUCCCUGUUUUCGAGUUUUUUUUUUACAUGUCUAACUUAUAAUCGAAGCUGUAAAAGAAAGCGACCGGCCCCCAUUCUCCCCUAACCAAGUCGGCACUAGCAGGGUCGGCUUUAUCGGGUGUUCUAUUUUGGCUAAAUUUACAGUAUUUACAACUCUUAUGUUAUGCUAUUGUAAUAUUUUGUUAAAUUAGAUUCCUUAAUAUAUCUUACAAUUAGAAUA
Molecule: messenger RNA, 1701 nt
Organism: Mercurialis annua (annual mercury)
Lineage: Eukaryota; Viridiplantae; Streptophyta; Magnoliopsida; Malpighiales; Euphorbiaceae
Product: probable pectate lyase 4
Exons: 5
Coding region: 207-1358 (383 amino acids)
Molecular function (GO): pectate lyase activity
Source: RefSeq, a predicted model, not a curated record